Messenger RNA from Puntigrus tetrazona (Sumatra barb), 1260 nucleotides. It is a transcript of the gene il15, whose product is annotated as interleukin 15. Lineage: Eukaryota; Metazoa; Chordata; Actinopteri; Cypriniformes; Cyprinidae. Gene Ontology annotation, biological process: neutrophil activation; positive regulation of T cell proliferation; positive regulation of cytokine production. The record is from RefSeq and is a predicted model, not a curated record. The transcript has 6 exons. Gene Ontology annotation, cellular component: extracellular region. Bases 299 to 895 code for a protein of 198 amino acids. Gene Ontology annotation, molecular function: cytokine activity; cytokine receptor binding.
AGAGCAAUUUAUGUGGACGGCUAACCUUUGUUGAGCGCUUAUCCUCCACGCGCGCUCUUCUUCGCGGGUCCGAGAUUACUGUUUGUUUAUUGCCCCAAACAAACAUGUUGCCGAGUUACACAGAAGGAAGAGCGCUGCAGCGCUUGCUAGGGAUCAUGUCAAAGUGAAAGAGCUCUAUGGGCGGCGAGAGAGAGUGUGUGUGUUUUCACCAGCAGGUUUUACUCAGUGCGCGCACGGAGGACGAGGGGCUCAUGGAUUAAUAUCCAACCGGAGCGUUCAAAAGGGCUCGCGUGCCUCCAUGAUAUACUCCAAGGAUUUCUACUUGACGAGAACAUGUGAAUUUCACGCAGCUGUCGCGGUCGGCCUGCCAACAAUCUCGCUUUCGAUGAUUUUAGUGACCCUCUUCCUCGCCCUCACCGCGGGAUUGUGGAAUAAACCGACCAGGCUAAAGUCAAUGAGAACUGGAAGAUGUGCUUGUAACCUUUGGUGCUUCGAGAAUCGCAUGGAAUGCCCUUUGAACUCAGAGGUUUGGAAUUCUAUCUUAAUUCUGAGCUGUCUAAGUGCUCUGUUGCCCGUGGCUGAAGGUCAUGCAAUGCAGGCUCUGCUAGACAUCCAGGGCGCACUCAAUCAUACCAAGCUUUUAUUCCAACGUUCUAAUGCCAGUUUGUAUACACCAAACACUGAGGAUAUUAACAUAUGCACAUAUAAGUUUUUUGACUGUUUUCUGAUGGAGAUGAACGUUCUCUUGCAUGACGAAGACCCAACAGAUGAGAACAAGCUCAAGCUCAUGUUAGAGAGAACUUUAGAAGAAUAUAACCAAAAAGUUUGGGCUGCUUUCACAGAAGUGCUCGGAGCGACAUCCCUGCGAAUUACAAGAACUUGCCCCCUCCAAUAAGUUCUGGGAGAAGAUGACAAACUUUCUUCAGAAGCAGCAGACUCUGUGCAGAAACACGUCUACCAAAACAUGCGACUAAAUCGUCCGUCGUUUCCCCCCGAAAGCAUGUACAAUAAGCUCGUGUAUCUAUUAUCACUUUAAAUUAUACUAGUCUUUUAUUUUUGUUAUUAAUAUUUAUAUCACCUCAGUCUGAAAGCGUCACUUUAUUAAUGCUGUAUAUGAUAUCUAUUUUUGUAACCGAGGGGUUUUGUGAAUGAUCGCUGAACUGUGAACUGUGUAAGUGUACAAAAAAUGUAAGGUGAAAAUUGUAAAAUAGGUUUUCUAUUCGAUGUAUUGUUACAUUAAAUCAUUUUUUAGUAACAGAA